AUGCUCGACAGAAACCUUAAUUAUGGCGAGCACAAAAUCAGGGCAGCCUACAAGGUGGCAAAAUUAGUAGCAUCGCUUGGCACGCUCAUGGCAAACGUCAACGGGCUCCGACUGUGCAGGAGGGGACUACUGAUGCGUGCCGCCGAAGCAGUGAUGCUGUACUGCGCUGAAGUCUGGGCAGAAGCGCUGCAAAAAGAGGUAUGUCGCAAGCGCAUCGCCGCCGUACGGAGGAGGGGUGCUCACCGAAUCGCGUGCUCCUACCGCACGGUCUACGAGCCCGCUAUGCUAGUGGUCGCAGGGGUAAUCCUGAUCGAUCUACUAGUCCAGGAGAGACUAUCCGUCCACCAGCAAAGCUGUGUUCUGGGAAAGGAGGAAGCAUCAAUGCUCGCCAGGUCUACCUGCAUCGACACCUGGCACAACAGAUGGGAACAGGAGCAUCUGGGCAGAUGGACGGCACGACUCAUCAGUCGGCUAGACAGCUGGCUAAACAGAGAGGUGGGGGAGGUCGACUUCUACCUCACUCAAUUUUUGACAAGGCAUGGUCUGUUCUGUUCCUACCUCGCAAAAAUGAGGAAGGUAACUGACGGCAACUGCCCCUAUGGCGACUCGACCGUCGACGACGCCCUCCACACAUUCUUCAAAUGUGUUAGGUGGAGCGUCGAACGACUCGCCUUGGAGCAAGACCUCGGAAAAAUCUCGCCAGACAACAUUGUCGAGAAAAUGCUCCAAAGUCAGGAGGAAUGGAACAAGUUAGCGCGGUACAUCAGGACCACCUUGCGCCGAAAAAAGAUGGAGAUGGGUGGCACAUAG
Messenger RNA from Vespa mandarinia (Asian giant hornet), 810 nucleotides. RefSeq lists its product as uncharacterized. The record is from RefSeq and is a predicted model, not a curated record. Lineage: Eukaryota; Metazoa; Arthropoda; Insecta; Hymenoptera; Vespidae.